Molecule: messenger RNA, 1444 nt
Organism: Papaver somniferum (opium poppy)
Lineage: Eukaryota; Viridiplantae; Streptophyta; Magnoliopsida; Ranunculales; Papaveraceae
Exons: 3
Coding region: 245-1129 (294 amino acids)
Source: RefSeq, a predicted model, not a curated record
GAAAUACCCGCCAAAUCAGAUAAUGCUCUCUUUCUUCUUAACCCCCAAACAAAACAAAAACCAAAUCCAUAAAAAAAAUUGAGCGAAUCCAAGUAGUAGUCCCUACUAAACUGAUUCAAUCAGGGUUCUUACUUAUCAUUCUAAUCUCAAUCAAGAAGCAAACCCUAGAUUCUUCAUUUUACCUUUCCCAACAAACCCUAGAUUUCAUGGGCUAGACACAGAUCUGAUCACAAACCCCAGACAAAUGGCGAUAAUUAGUGAUGCACUACGACAAGCAUUUAUGCCAAAACAUGAAUACGAAAGUUUAAGAGAAGAAGAAAAAGCAUGGAGUCGUAUACAGAGACCUAUUGUAUUAGUUAUUGUAGUGAUUUUAGGUUUAAUGGUGUUAACCUCAGUUACAAUUAGUUUAAAUAUUGUGUUUCCAUCUGAUAUUGGGAAUAGACCCUUUUGUCAUCAAAGGGUUCAGAUUACUGAUAAUGGAGUAAUAGGAGAAGGGAGUGGAGAAUCAGAUUUGUUUCCUGGGGCUUUUUAUUUGACUGAACAAGAAGCUGUUGAUUAUUAUUGGAUGGUUGUGUUUAUACCUUCUGCGAUUAUUUUCGUUGUGUCUUUGGUUUAUCUUCUCGCAGGAAUGGCUGUUGCAUAUUCUGCACCAACAAGAAACGGAUGCUUAAGGGUUGUGGAAAACAACUAUUGCGCCUCAAAAAGGGGUGGAGUUCGCUGUCUAUCUAUUCUCAACAUUGUAUUUGCCAUCAUCUUCGGUCUUCUCGCUGUGUUUCUUGGUUCAAGCCUCCUCACACUUGGCAGCAGUUGUACCCUUCCCCUGUUCUGGUGUUACGAGAUUGCUUCAUGGGGUCUGGUCAUUUUCUAUGGAGGAACUGCAUUCUUGUUGAGAAGAAAGGCAGCUACUAUUCUUGACGAGGGCGACUUUGCAGGUCGAAAUUUUGGAUUGGAGAUGUUGGAGGCAGCCCCUCAGGAGGUGACUCCAGAAGUGGAGAGGCGCGUGAAUGAAGGCUUCAAGACAUGGAUGGGUUCAUCCCUUUUAUCUUCCGACGAUGAAGAUGGGCCUGACGAUUAUCUGGAGGUGGCUUAUCCAACCCGAACCAACUCUGGCAGCCGACAACGUGUAUGACCUAUAUAUUUCUCUUAGUUGGGUGAAUGACUUCUUCCCUGUAACCUUUUACUGGUAUUUGCCAAAUGUUUGUUACCACAUACAACUGGGGGAGACCAGAAAGCUAGUCUUAGAAAGUAGAAUGUGUUAACAAUUUUGUGAAUGGAAAGUAAAGAAAGUGGCACAGAUUCCACUUGUAAUCAUACACUGAGUAAAGGAUGUCUUUCUUAUAGGUUGUAAUUGCUGAGUAUAUUCAGUGCAAGGAGAUUGAAAAUUUAUGUGAAUAAUCUUCUGAAUUCUUAUUACCGACUCAAUAUGAUGCUUAAAAUUUUUCAA